This is a messenger RNA of Oncorhynchus masou masou (cherry salmon), 5358 nucleotides long. Its product is annotated as cingulin-like protein 1. The record is from RefSeq and is a predicted model, not a curated record. Bases 1135 to 3315 code for a protein of 726 amino acids. Gene Ontology annotation, cellular component: myosin complex; bicellular tight junction. The transcript is spliced from 20 exons. Lineage: Eukaryota; Metazoa; Chordata; Actinopteri; Salmoniformes; Salmonidae.
CGUGCGUCAGGUAUGUUAACGCCUUCCUCUGAGGCAACUGCACGGGUGUUACCGUCCAGCACCACGAGGAUUCCGUUUACUUCUGAUCUUGGGCGCGCGCUCUCACGGUAAACGAAAAAGCCAAUAGGGGCUCAGAGAGAGACCAGAGAGAUAUCACCCCCUUCACUGGUACAGCUGACUGAACUACUGGGGGACAAAGUGAACACACUCUGAAAGACUGUCUCACUAGACGAACAGCCUGAAAGAGGUUCAACAACAUCUGGAGCACCUGAACUGAGUGACUUGGCAGGCCAGAGGAACGAGGUUGAGACGCUCCUGAACUGAGCUGAGUGACUUGGCAGGCCAGAGGAACGAGGUUGAGACACUCCUGAACUGAGCUGAGUGACUUGGCAGGCCAGAGGAACGAGGUUGAGACGCUCCUGAACUGAGUGACUUGACAGGCCAGAGGAACGAGGUUGAGACGCUCCUGAACUGAGUGACUUGACAGGCCAGAGGAACGAGGUUGAGACACUCCUGAACUGAGUGACUUGGCAGGCCAGAGGAACGAGGUUGAGACGCUCCUGAACUGAGUGACUUGGCAGGCCAGAGGAACGAGGUUGAGACGCUCCUGAACUGAGCUGAGUGACUUGGCAGGCCAGAGGAACGAGGUUGAGACACUCCUGAACUGAGUGACUUGGCAGGCCAGAGGAACGAGGUUGAGACGCUCCUGAACUGAGUGACUUGGCAGGCCAGAGGAACGAGGUUGAGACACUCCUGACCUGAGUGACUUGGCAGGCCAGAGGAACGAGGUUGAGACACUACUGAACUGAGCUGAGUGACUUGGCAGGCCAGAGGAACGAGGUUGAGACACUCCUGAACUGAGCUGAGUGACUUGGCAGGCCAGAGGAACGAGGUUGAGACACUCCUGAACUGAGUGACUUGACAGGCCAGAGGAGCGAGGUUGAGACGCACCUGAACUGAGUGACUUGGCAGGCCAGAGGAACGAGGUUAAGCAACAGAGAGGCCCAAAAAGUAGAGGCUUGUACUUGGUUACUGCUUGCCUGGUGGGAGCUGCAGAUAGCAGGUCCUGACCUCUCUACAGGACAUACUGAGAGGAGACUACAAGACUUCUCCUACAGGGUCACCCACCACAACAUGCAAGGGAAAAGUGAACACGAACACCAGGACAAUAAUAUGGAAUCAGACGUUGAUCCCAACAAGCAGCCUGAAAGUCCCCUGUCUGAGAACGAACCCUCCAAUCCGGUCAAAGUCCGCCAGAACCCCAAAUAUCAGCUGUUCCUGGAUGGAGACAUGAUUGGGAACGGAUCCAGGGAUACAAAUGGAACGUCUGGGAGAGAGAACGGGAACGGGAGUGAACCCAGGAACAGUUCCCGUUUGGACAGCGCUAACUCCAGAUUCGGGCCAAACUACCGCGGGUCCCUGGAAUCGGUUGCCUCUCGGGACUGGGACACCAUGUCAGACAGGGUGGGAGGUUUUGAGAGUCCUCCCAGGGUGUUCAACAGUCCCUACGCUACAGCGGCUUCCACGGAGUACAACCCUGGCAUGAACCGGAUGGCAGAGCAAAAGAUGCAGGAGGUGAUGUCUCCAGCCACAUCAGAGCUGAACCUGUUCAACAGCUACAACAGCAGAAGUAGCAGCCCUGUGCUCUCCUUCACCUCGGCUGCGACCUCCUCACGUGCACGCUUCUCAACCUUCGACUCUCUCAGGAGGCGGGACCAGCCGGUGAUGCCAAGCCAACUCCCCAUACGGUCCACAGUGUCGCCUGUUGCUAUGCCCAGCAAGAGAGACUACAUCGAGGAGCUGACCAGACAGAUGGAUGCCUGUCAGAAGAGGAACCAGUUCCUGGAGGCAGAGAGCAUAGAGAUGGACAAGGAGAGGAACCAGAUCAGGUUGGAGAUGAGAGGCCUGUUGGUGAACAACGAGGACCUUCUCAGAACCAACAGUACCCUGCAGAUGGAGAUGAGUAGGAUGAGGAUGAGGAUGGUAGAGCUGGAGAGAGACAACACGGCCAUGACGGAACGCUUCAGAGUUAUGGAGACGGAGCUGACCGAGGCCAGGGCCCAGAUGGUGGAGGCCAACACCCAGGAAUACGCCUUCAACUUCCUGCAGCAGUCUCUGAAGAAUAAGAUACAGGUCGCUGAGGAGGCGCUAGAGAAGCAGACGCUCCAUGCCCAGGGGCUGUCAGAGAAGCUGUGGCUGUCUGAGAGACAGUUGGAGGAUCUCGAGGUGGACAAGGAGACACGGGACAAGAAGAGAUCAGAGCUCAGCGACACUGUCUUCAGACUGGAGACUGAGCUAGAAGAGGCUCUACUGAAAGCCACCCAGGCGACAGCAGAGCUCAGUCUGCAACAGAAGCUACGAGAUGACGCCCUGCUGAGGGUAGAGGAGAUGGAGGAGAGUUUACUGGAGAGAGGUCAGGAGCUGCAGUUAGCACAACAGACUGUCAGCCGCCUACAGGGACAGGUGUCAGAUAAGCUGAUAGAUAAGGAGCGUUCCCUGGAGGAGGAGAUCCAGCUGAGAGAGAGAGUUCAGCUGCAGUGGAAGCAGGCAGAGAGGAGCGUAGAGGACCUGACCAUGGAGCUACAGACGGCUGCACAGACCAAGGAAGACCUGGUCAAGCAACUCAAACAGGCUCAGGAGAAACUGUUAGAUCUUGAGAGCGACCUGGAGGAGAUGCAGGACAGUGAACAGAGAUGGGCCAGCAAGAACAAGAGAGCCAUCGAACAGACAGAUCAGCUCCAGCUGAAGCUGAUCCAGCAGAAAGAUGUGAAUGAGCAGCUGGACAGUGAGAAGAGCAUCCUGGAGAGACAGCUGCGUGACCUGCGCGUGGAGGUGGAGAACCUCCAACACACCAGAGUUCAUGAGGAUGUCAUCACUAAGACGGAGAGCCGGGCCAAGGAGCUGGAGAACGCUCUGAGGGUGGAGGAGAGGAACAAGGUGAUGAUGAACAACACCAUCAGUAAACUGGAGAGGAAGAACAACGAACUGUCUGAUCAGCUGGAGGAGGAACAUAAGAUGGCCAAGGAGCAGAAGGACCUGAUGUCCCAGAGGAUGCGUUCCCUGAAGCGUCAGCUGAACGAAGCGGAGGAGGAGUCCAGUCGUAGAGACGCUCAGUACCGUCACACCCAGAGAGAACUGACAGAGGAGAGAGAGACCUCCAACAGACUACAGAAACAGCUCCUGGACCAGCACCUCCAACUCAAACGUAAGGAGUCCACCAUGGCGAUGAGACAGACUCUGGAAGAUCUACGUCUGGACCUUAGUGUGGAUGAGGAGGACCAGACCCCUCCAGUACCCACGGCCUCCAAGGCCUGAGACACCCUUCCUGGGACAGUAUUACAGCAUAGCACCAGCCAUACUAUCCUUACUCAUAACGCCUUUGUCCUAGCUUCAAUCCGGCCUGCAGAAGUUCCAUGUCAUUGCGCGAUUGACAUUUAUAGCUCAUUUCCCAUUGAUCCGGCAUAUGCAGCCUUCGACGUGAAUGUGGGUCUCAGCGAAUGGUGGGAGCGUUGCCUUUAAAACCUUGCAUAAAUGGGACAAAAUGAGAUGGGAUUGAAUCUAGGCCAUUAUUGAUAAAGGUACCAUUCAUACCACCAAUACAGGACGUACAGGGAACAUACAGCCAGCAUCCUGUCAGCCAAUCAAAUCAGCACCCGCGUGUUUGAUUUUCAGGUUCAGCCAAUCAAAUCAGGUUAAAAAAAUUACUGUCGCAUCUGAUAAAACAUUUUUUAAUUUUUUUUAUUAAAUAACAAUAAAUAAAAAAUCUGCAGGUAAUUGAAAAUGUAAACCAGUGUGUCUUUACUUAUUGUGUUUCCCAAACUCGGUCCUCUGGACCCCAAAUGGGGUGCACAUUUCGGUUUUUACACUACACAGUUGGUUCAAAUGAUCGGAGCUUUAAUCAGCUGUGUAUUCGAACCCCCUUUGGGGUCCCGAGGUAAGAGUUUGUGAAACCCUGCCAUAAGGGAGUUUAUUUGGUAAACUCCUGGACAAGAUUUUUUUUAAAUGUAAGUAAGUUAAAAUCCUAUGGGCUUGUAUCUUUUCUGAUUCAUUACUAGUGCCUUUUAACAGAGAUAAUCAAUUGGAAAAUAAAAAAACAUUUUAUUAAAUCAAUUGUGUCAAAUAUGACUAACAAUAAAAAUAGACAUAGGAUUUGGGGAUUAUGUAAUGUUGGGGAUUUGGGCAAUAUUGUCUGCAAAUUACCAAAGCAAAUCUGUUGCAAAAUGUAGUUGAAUAGUUUGUUAGAAGCAUUAUACAUUCAUUUCCACUUAUCUUAUAUCUACAUGGUAUUGGGUAUUACUGCAUUGUAGACUUUGGGGACAAGGGAGCUGUAUUUUAUUAAUAUAUAUAAAUGGAAAUGCUUUAUUUUCACUCCCAUUGAGCAGAAUGUGGAAGUGUCUUCCUUUUACGAUGCUUGAAGGACAGACAGCCUGAAUGAGCGAAGCUGGUGGGACCAUUUAACAGUAUACUGCACUGUUUACAACACUUGUUACUUCAACCCUGAGCGAAACAUGGGUGAGCAGAACCUGGGUGAGCAGAACCUGGGUGAGCAGAACCUGGGCGAGCAGAACCUGGGCGAGCAGAACCUGGGUGAACAGACCCUCGGUGAACAGAACCUGGGUGAACAGAACCUGGGUGAACAGAACCUGGGUGAGCAGACCCUGGGAGUGAGUGAGGACCCAAGACAAACGUUUCACAGAAGAGGAAAGAGACCAUGUUAUUCUCGCGUUGGAGAAUCUAAAAGGGAAUCUAUUCUGUCUGCAUUGUGGGAAGCUGUUGGAUAUGCAUCUUACCUGAUGGAUCUGAAUGACUUGUUGUCCUGCUGUUUACAUGAUAGAACAUGGAGACCGGCGACUGUGUACUCUACUGGCAUAAACCUACGUUAAUCAGGCAUUAGACAGGACAGGACAGGUGGAAUCACUAACAGUCACUGUGUACUCAGGCUCCUCCCUCACUGAGGUGGAAUCACUAACAGUCACUGUGUACUCAGGCUCCUCCCUCACUGAGGUGGAAUCACUAACAGUCACUGUGUACUCAGGCUCCUCCCUCACUGAGGUGGAAUCACUAACAGUCACUGUGUACUCAGGCUCCUCCCUCACUGAGGUGGAAUCACUAACAGUCACUGUGUACUCAGGCUCCUCCCUCACUGAGCAGGUAGGGGUGAGGAUCUCGUGUGUAUUGUGAUGGGAUUUGAUAUUGUGAUAAUAAGAUGUUUUCUGGGUGUUUUUCUGGUUGUAUAGAGCUCCACUCUAUGGGUCGCUGUCAAGGGAAACGUACAGUAUUUUGGUUGGCAAAAAGUUUCUUUUCUCCUUUCUUCUUCGCUGGCAAAACCAAAUAAAAGGGGACGCAGUGUUAUUGAGA